AGUAAACAUAACCUAUAAAAUUAAAACGUCAAAACCAAUAACGUUUACAGAAAUAAUUUUAAUUUACGUGAUUACAAAAAAUGCCUGUUCCACCACCCGAAGUAGAACACGUUCUAUCAAAACGACUCAAAAAAAUCUUAGAAACCCGUUUAGAAAAUGACCAAGACACUUUGGAUGCUCUAAAACAGCUCUCAACGUUUUAUCAUGAGAAUAGCUUGCAAGCACGAAGAAAUCUUCGUAGCCAAAUUGAAAAGCAAAGUUUAGAGAUUAAUGAGAACUUCUUGGCUGCUUUUCGAGAGGUGAAAGAAUCGUUUGAUGAAGUUUACAAUAAUGUGGCUGAUAUGAGUAAGUCUUUACAAGAUAUGAGUAUUCGAUUACAAAAUGCAAAAUCACAAACGAAGCAUUUGUUAGAACAAACAAGUGGGUUACAAAUCGAUAAGGAAAAGAAUGAAAUGCAAACUAAGGUGAUCUAUGCUUUUCUUGAAAAGUUUCAAUUAAAUCAAGAUGAAAUUACCGCUUUACAUGGCAAUAAGCAUCGUAAAGAUUUACCAAUAACGUUGGAUAUUUUUGCUGCUUUGGAUAAAGUACAAAAAAUACAUAACGAUUGUCGAAUUUUAAUGCAAUCUGGACAUCAAACUUUAGCACUUGAUGUAAUGGAACAAAUGACUUUACACCAGGAAGGGGCUUUAGAGCGGCUUUAUCGAUGGACACAAAAUCAUUGCAGAAAUGUUGAUCACCCUGAUUUAAAAGAGAUAAUUAUCAAAGCUAUGGCACGCCUCCAAGAACGUCCAGUUCUUUUUAAAUAUGUUAUUGAUGAAUAUUGCAUUUCACGUCGCGCCGCGCUUGUUGGUGACUUUAUAGAUGCAUUAACUCGAGGUGGCCCAUCUGGAAAUCCUUCUCCAAUAGAAAUGCGAGCUCAUGAUCCCCAAAUUUACGUUACAGACAUGUUAGCAUGGCUAAAUAAAGCAAUUCCACUUGAAAAACAACGUUUAUUACUUCUUGUUUCGUUAUGCGACAAAAACGAUUUAAAUCAACAGAUUGAGAAUGCUUUAUGCAGUAUUUCUGAGGGUGUUUGUCACCCAUUAAAAAUUCGAGUGGAAAAAAUCAUUUCGUUUCCAAAUGAUUGUAACGCGCUUUACUCUGUAACGAAUUUAAUUCGAUAUUAUAGAAAAACGAUUGCUAAAACUACAAAUGGUGGUCCAUUAAAUUCUACGCUUCAAGAAUUACAAGAAAAUGUUGAACAUGCGUUUAUUAAAACUUUAGAAGGGCAAGUUUCAAAUAUGUUAGUUCGAGUUGAAGCUCCACCAAAAGAUUUAACCCCAACUUCUUCUAUAAAUAAUUUAUUGUCUUUAUUAAGAGAUAUGUUAUCUACCGCGAGUAUGAGUGAAGGAAGAGAACAAGAUAUGGUUAAAAUAGCUUAUUGCGUUGUUGAGCCAAUUUUAAGAGCUGUAAAUGAGCAAGCUUCAAGAUUACCAACAACGGAUAUGGCUGUUUAUAUGUUAAAUUGUAUGUACUCAAUGUAUACAUGUCUUUCAUUGUAUCAAUACAUGGAUGAUCGUUUGGAGAGGAUACAAGCGCAAUCUGAUGCUCAAAUUGAUACCUUAACGUCGGAACAGGCGAGUUCUUUGGUGGCCAAUUUAAAUUUGGGUCCAAUUUAUACUAUUUUACAAGAUACUUCUCAUGGACCUUUAUCUACAAUACCUGGGAUGGAACCUAGUAAUUUAAAAAAUUUUUUGAUUAAAUUGGAUUCAUUAUCAACAUCGCCAGAUGCAUUAUUAUUACCUCAAAUUACUUUAUUAUUAUCGUCCCAACAUAAAAAAGCGAUACAGAAAAGAUCAUUUGAUGUUAUGUUGGCGAUUUAUAAACAAUUAUACGAAGCAGUACAUAAUCCAGUUAAUCUGUAUGAAAAUCCAGUUGGUAUUUUAUCAAAAUCACCAGAAGAAUUAAUCCAACAAAUUUCUAAAUAAAUCAUUUGUAUAUUUUAUAAGUUAAAUAAAAACAUGUUUUAAUAUAAA
Messenger RNA from Onthophagus taurus, 2015 nucleotides. The record is from RefSeq and is a predicted model, not a curated record. Lineage: Eukaryota; Metazoa; Arthropoda; Insecta; Coleoptera; Scarabaeidae.